AUGGGAAAUUGGACAACCUCAAAUGCAGAUGCUGCAGCCCACGAAAUGAACAUAAGAACCGCACAACAGCAGAAAGGCUACAUCCUUCGCCCGGUUCGUGCAGCAGAUAAUCGAAAGAGAAUUCGAAAUGCGUCAGUCGGAGCGGCUUUUGUGACCAAUACAGUAAUUGCACGAGAUACAGCUGAUUCGGGCAGUCAUGCAGCGUAA
Messenger RNA from Penicillium vulpinum, 207 nucleotides. RefSeq lists its product as uncharacterized. The record is from RefSeq and is a predicted model, not a curated record. Lineage: Eukaryota; Fungi; Ascomycota; Eurotiomycetes; Eurotiales; Aspergillaceae. The transcript has a single exon. The coding region runs from base 1 to 207 and encodes 68 amino acids.